CCAAGUACAAAUACAUGGGCCUGGGAACAACGUUAUGGGCCGGGUUGCUUCAAAAUAACCGAUCGUAGUUGCUACACAGCAGCCAACAUCUCGAGACUUUUCUGGGUGGUAGGAAAUCUACGGGAAGAAGAAGAAGAAAAAAAGAUGGCGGUAAUGGGGAAAUUGAGAAUGUUCGUGGUUCAAGAACCAGUCGUGGCUGCCUCUUGUCUCAUCGCUGGAUUCGGCCUCUUCCUUCCUGCGGUUGUAAGGCCUAUUCUGGACUCUUUUGAAUCAUCCAAGCAAGUUCCGGCAGCUCCUUUAAGCGAUGUGGUUGCGGGUAUGACUGGUAAAAAACAAGGAUAAGAUACUUGUGAGGUUUUAGUUUCAACCAACUCCUUGUAGGCUUAUUCCAUCCUUCUUGUUUCAUCCUGAUCAGAAGUGAAAAUAAUGUCUUCUUUUGUGGAUACUUUAAAUGUUUUGUGCAAGGGGAGGGAGACCCUCCUCAUUUGUAAACACUUGACAGAGGCAGUGCUACUUGUAUUCAAAUACCGAAUUGACUUCAGUUAUAACCUAAUCAAAUGCAUCUGAGGCUUGUCAUGA
This is a messenger RNA of Solanum lycopersicum (tomato), 579 nucleotides long. RefSeq lists its product as uncharacterized. The record is from RefSeq and is a predicted model, not a curated record. Lineage: Eukaryota; Viridiplantae; Streptophyta; Magnoliopsida; Solanales; Solanaceae.